AUGCCCUACACUUUUGAUCAGGUUAUCGACCGACGCAACACUCAAAGUACCAAAUGGGAAAAAUUUGCGCCGGAUGUGCUGCCGUUCUGGGUCGCAGAUAUGGAUUUUGCUGCACCGGAACUGAUUCUCGAGGCCCUGCGUCGACGGCUAGAUCACCCGAUUCUGGGGUACACCACAGAGCCAGACAGUUUGACCGAAGCGUUUCAGCGAUGGCUUGUCCAUCAUUAUAACUGGGACGUACCUGCUGGCUGGGUAUGCUGGGUGCCUGGCGUGGUACCGGCGCUGAAUCUCAGCGCACGCACGUUGCCCGCCGACAGCGAGAUUCUCAUACCUACCCCCGUCUACCAUCCUUUUCUGGCCGUAGCCAGCAACGCGGGCCUGGGUGAAAUUCAAGUGCCCAUGCAGGUUACAAACGGCAAGUGGCACAUGGAUUUUGAUGCUCUGACUGAUGCGCUUACACCACAAACGCGCAUGCUGAUGAUCUGCAAUCCACAGAACCCUACCGGGCGUUGUUAUGAUACCGACGAACUGAACCUGCUUGCAGAUUUCAUCGAAAAACACGACCUGUUGCUGGUCAGCGAUGAAAUUCACUGCAAUAUCCUGCUCGACCCGAGCACCACCCACCAACCGUUAGGCAAGCUCCACCCCGCUCUGGCUCCGCGGAUCAUCCAUUUAUAUGCCGCGACCAAAAUUUAUAACAUCCCGGGUAUCAGCUGCGCCGCCGCAGUGAUUCCGGACGACACACUACGGCGUCAGUUCAUGCGUGCACGGGCAGGUUUAUUACCCGGCAUUGGGCCGUUGGGUUUUCUGAGUUCAGAAGUUGCGUUCAACGAUCGUUCGAGCUGGGUACCGGACCUGCUGACAUACCUGCGAGGUAAUCUGGCAGCGGUGCAGGCGUGUGUGGGUGAUCGACUGACGCCAUUGGAAGCCACAUACCUUGCCUGGAUAAAUGUCGCAGACCUCGGUCUGGAAGAUACAGAAGCCUAUUUUGCUCAGCACGGUAUUGGUAUUUCUCCCGGCGCGCAGUUUGGUAAUGCAGACUACAUUCGUUUUAAUUUUGCCUGCCCGCGCGCCACUCUGGAUCAGGGCCUGAACCGUUUAAGCCACGCGAUAAGCCUGGCACAGGCAAAACAGUAA
Messenger RNA from Symbiodinium necroappetens, 1137 nucleotides. NCBI's taxonomy places the organism in Eukaryota, Dinophyceae, Suessiales, Symbiodiniaceae. The record is from the annotation of a GenBank genome assembly.